AUGUCGAACAGCAAUAACCACACGAACUCCGCUGAGGGGAGACAAGCUCGGUCUUUUAGUCAAGGAUCCGCAGGCUCUUAUCUAAACUCCUGGCUAUCGGGCCGUUUCUCGCCCUCAACGUCCGCAAACUACUUGGACGGUGAUGAUGUCGCAGGUGACCUCGAGGACGACGAUGGCGAAGCUCAUCACAGAGCUGGGCAGAUGUCUUUGCGGCUUCGGCAAGCAGGUGGUGUAAACAGCUUGGACAACUUUGCACGGUCAUGGCAACGAGCAGCGGCAUUCCCAGAAAUUAUUCCUCGGCGCUCAUCCUUUGUGUUUGAGUACGAAGAGCCCGAUGAGACAGAUGAGCGCCAGCCCGCACAGGACGAUGUGGAUCAGAAGUCCACGACACACCCGCUUUUGUCUGCCAGCUAUCGCUCCGGACGGUCAAGAUUCCCUUCAGACAGUGUGCAUGACGGCACCGAUAGAAGGGACAGCUCACCCCAAGACCUGAGACCGUUAUUGAGCAGAGAUUCGCCGACAACACCAGCUGAUCUUCUCCGAGCAUACGACCACUCCUCUUUAAGUAGAAGUUUCGGGACCUCCUAUGGUACGAUUGCUUCUCGCGCAAGUGAGACCGCCCGACAUAGAGCGCUUGAGCUUCAUCAUGAACACCAACACCAACUGAUAUCCGGUGGCGAGCCGGAGCCGGAUAGAGGACCACUACUGGUGAAGCAAAUUCAGCAUGAAGACGGUACUAAGGAGAGCAUCAUCGUCGGUCAAAGCACGGUGCCGCAGACCAUCUUCAACUCGGUCAACGUCUUGAUUGGUGUCGGUUUGCUAAGUCUGCCUCUCGGCAUGAAAUAUGCUGGUUGGAUACCUGGUCUUUCGUUCUUGUGCUUCUCAGCUGCAGUUACGGCCUACACUGCGAGGGUCUUGGCUAAAUGUAUGGACGUCGACCACCAUCUAGUGACUUAUGGGGACCUCGCAUACAUAAGCUUUGGGCACCAGGCUCGUGUUGUGACUAGUCUGUUGUUUUGCUUGGAACUUUUAGGCGCUUGCGUUGCACUUGUGGUGUUGUUCGGAGACUCCCUCGGUACUCUGUUACCUGGUCUUAGUCUAUUACAGUGGAAGAUUAUUUGUGGCGUUGUCCUACUGCCGCUCAGCUUUGUUCCAUUGCGUUUCCUGAGUGUCACUAGUAUUCUCGGUAUACUGUCAUGCACUGCAAUCGUGGGAAUCGUCUUCAUAGAUGGUCUUAUCAAGCCAGACUCGCCUGGAUCUCUUCGUCAACCGGCCAAUACAUCCCUCUUCCCUGAGAAUUGGGCGACUUUACCUCUCAGCUUUGGCCUCAUUAUGUCUCCCUGGGGCGGACAUGGCGUUUUUCCAAAUAUAUACCGCGACAUGAGACAUCCCCAUAAAUAUGGCAGGRGKCUUUUCGUUACGUAUAUUUUUACGUUUGGCCUUGAUUGUUCAAUGGCUAUAAUCGGCUGGUUGAUGUUUGGGGAGAGCGUCCGUGACGAAGUUAUCGUCAAUAUACUGCAGAGCACCGGCUAUCCUCGCGCCCUUUCGAUUUGCAUGAUUCUGUUUACUGCAAUCAUCCCGAUCACAAAGGUGCCUUUGAAUGCCCGGCCGCUUAUUGCAACGGCUGAAGUCCUGUGCGGUCUGAACUCGUCGGACUCUCACUCCUCGCAGGACAGUAGCGAAGAACCCAAGAAAGCAGCCUUGAUUGGCAAAGCUCUCAUACGCGUCUUUGUGCUCGUUCUGAUCGUUUUCAUCGCCAUUGUAUUUCCGUCUUUUGACCGCAUCAUGGCGCUCAUGGGUUCUUUGUUGUGUUUUACUAUUUGCAUCAUUCUGCCACUUGCAUUCUACCUUAAGAUCUUUGGAAAUGAGAUUUCGCUUAGAGCCAAGGGCAAGCCCAGCAACAAGGCCGGCGCUGCCGCCAAAGCCGUCCUCAAGGGACAGGGUGCCAAGAAGUUGCGCAAGAUCCGUACCUCGACCACAUUCCACCUCCCCAAGACUCUGCAACUCUCACGCUCCCCCAAAUACCCUCGCAAGUCCGUCCCCCACGAGACCCGUCUCGACCACCACAAGGUCAUUGUGCACCCUCUCAACACUGAGAGCGCCAUGAAGAAGAUUGAGGAGAACAACACACUUGUCUUCAUUGUGGACGUCAAGGCCAACAAGCGUCAGAUCAAGGCUGCUCUUAAGAAGCUCUAUGACGUUGACACUGUCAAGAUCAACACUCUUAUCCGACCCGACGGAACCAAGAAGGCCUAUGCUCGUUUGACCCCUGAUGUUGACGCACUUGAUAUCGCCGCUACCAAGCUCGCUAUUGUUUAA
Talaromyces amestolkiae is the source of this 2319-nucleotide messenger RNA. RefSeq lists its product as uncharacterized. The transcript is spliced from 9 exons. Gene Ontology annotation, molecular function: structural constituent of ribosome. Gene Ontology annotation, cellular component: cytosolic large ribosomal subunit; ribosome. Lineage: Eukaryota; Fungi; Ascomycota; Eurotiomycetes; Eurotiales; Trichocomaceae. Gene Ontology annotation, biological process: ribosomal large subunit assembly; translation. Bases 1 to 2319 code for a protein of 772 amino acids. The record is from RefSeq and is a predicted model, not a curated record.